AUGCUCUUCCGCUCGACGUACGUGAGAGAUCCCGUCAACCGAGUCUCGGCCGAUGGCCGUACCAAACGGCAAGAGGAGUUAACCAAGGAGGCAAGCGUCGCGUGGCGGAAGCUCUCUCAGGCUGAGCGCGAUACCUAUCAAGUCGCCGCCCGUCAGAAGAUGGAGGACCAUAAGGCCAAGUACCCGCAAUACUGGUCCAGCCGAAGAGCAAAAAACGGCAGGUUCACUCACGCUGACGCUGAGAACGCGCAGGGAAGUUCUAUCGAGAAUUCGCAACCAGGACACGAGGCGAUGCUCAGCGCCCGCUCGCGCCGCUCGAGCUUGACCUCCGCUUUGUCCCCGCUGCCGGACGCUCCUUCCCCCUACCCUUCCUCCGGCUCUUCGUCCAGCUCUCGAGACUGUCCUACUCCCCCAUAUCUGCCACUGCCACCUCUCCCUCUAACGCAUGAUAUUCCCUUCAUGUACCUCGCUGGUGAGGAGGGAUCCCUCUACGACCCAGUCAUCGACGCGCCAGUGUUUGCCCUACUCUUUGGUUCUCCAGAUUCCUGGUUGUCAGUGGACUCUUCUGGUCCCCCUACUUCCGCCGCCCUGGGUUCUUGCUUCGGCGCUACAAAGGAAACUCUCGCGCCGAAGUCCCAGUCAACAAUCUCAUAUGAAGAUUGGGCCUUCACCGAAGGCGAAGACCUGAUCGAUCCUAACGCGGUCGCGCCCCACGACGCCACGUUCUCCACGGCUCUCUAGCCUCCCCAAGACCCCUCAGCUCGAAUCAAGGUGGCGUGGUCCACCCUAUCUCUAUCAUUUCCCUCUCUUGGAUUGUAUAUAUCUCUGCUCGUCGUCGCCCGCAGCAUAAAACCACCAAAUCCCACAAACCACGAGUCAAGUCAAACGCUCUUAUCUCUCUCAGUCUCCCUUUUCCAUCUCUCUACUCCCGUCCACCGAUGUUAUUUCUCUAUAUCGACACUCUAUGGCUACCCGCAAUCGGUUCCUCCAGAGUCCCAUCUGGCGCCCGGAGCGCUUGAGGGCUUGCUGAGCUCGCGUUCGCUGCCCG
This is a messenger RNA of Dichomitus squalens LYAD-421 SS1, 1048 nucleotides long. RefSeq lists its product as uncharacterized. The transcript has a single exon. Bases 1 to 741 code for a protein of 246 amino acids. The record is from RefSeq and is a predicted model, not a curated record. Lineage: Eukaryota; Fungi; Basidiomycota; Agaricomycetes; Polyporales; Polyporaceae.